Molecule: messenger RNA, 6216 nt
Organism: Chilo suppressalis (striped riceborer)
Lineage: Eukaryota; Metazoa; Arthropoda; Insecta; Lepidoptera; Crambidae
Source: the annotation of a GenBank genome assembly
UGAAAUUUCGCGCAUAACAGUCACCGCCGACCCAUUCACAAAUAGACAGAAGCAACAAUUCGUGAAUCUUCUUCUAAUUCUUAUUGGUUUCAUUCAUAAAGUCGUGAUUUCCUAUCGCGCCUAUGUAGAGCAGCUCUAUAGAAAUCUGGAGUGCCCAAUCGCCGCGGUCUUCGUUCCAUUCGCUAUAAAUACAAGUAGCAGCUGUCAGUCAGUACAUUACCUCACUAACGAGCCAAGGGGCCCAACACCCCAGCGACCUAAGCCAAACUCAUUAAGCUUUUGUGAAAGUUCUGGAAGUUCGACUGAAGAAACAUGAAGACCUUUAGGACAGUUCUAUUGUGCAUCGGCACUCUCUCCAUCGCAUCAGCAGCCCCAACCAAUCGGGAUAGCUCAGCACAGGCCUCCGAAUACGAAUAUGACUAUGAAAGUGCCCCCCAGCAGCAAGCGCAAGAGCCUCAAGAAUCCGCUAGCCAUUACGACGCCUACAUAUCAGACGUCCAAGCCGCCGCUAGCGGAGACCCGCCGAAGAAGGGUUUCAGUAGAGGCAGUGGUCUAAGAACCAUUGCUGUCGGCUCAGCGAAUCAAGCGAAAACAGCGCUAGGGAACCAAGCCGCUGCCGGUUACCAAGCUGCUUAUAUGGCGAAGAAUACGCUAGCUCAGUCAGCGGCGCAGGCCAGUGCCACAGCGCAGGCAGCGCUUGCCGGCAAACAGGUGAUCUUGUCAGGAUUGGAGCAGCAAGUGAGAGACGCGAAGGUUGGACUGCAGGGAGAGGAGAUGCAGCUGCAGCAAGCUAAGCGAGCUGCACAGGCGGCCGCUCAGGCUGCUCAACAAGCUAUGCACCAGGUCAACGUGAUCCAAGCAGCUUUGAACGCCGCGCAAGCCACCUCCGAAAACGCAAACGAAGCCGCUUCCCAAGCAGCAGGAGAGCUCGGUGCACAGACCGCCAUGGUGGGCGCUGCCAGACAACGGCUGCAUACUCUGCAGGAGCAGCUCAAGGGAGUCAGGAUCGACUUCGAGGCCACCCAGGCUGCGGCUAGAAAGGCGCAGGCGGCUGCUCAAGCGGCCCAGGCUAACGCAGCGGAGGCCGCAGCGAAGGCAGCGGCGGCUGGUCUCGGCCAUAAACACGCGGAUGCGUCCCACGAAGGUACGGCAUACGAGGAGUACAAACAAGCACCACCGCAGGAACAGCAGCACCAGCAACACCCCAAACAAGAAUACUACACUAUUCAGUCGGACUACCACCACUAGUAGCAAUAAGGUUUUAGGCGAAAAUGUUCUAAAGAACUUACCUUUUUCAUUCAGUUUACUUUAGCGCAGAACAUUGCAGCAAAAAGAUGCGCAAUUGCGUAUCGACGCAGUUUUCCCGCUAAAAACGAUAUUGACAUUUCAAAGCAUUUACAAAGUUCGUUUGGAAAUGUUCCUGUUUCAGUAAACUGAAUAAAAAAAAAGUUUAAGAACUAAUUAUUUUGGCUAUUGUUAGAAUAGGACUUCAUCUUUUCAAAAAGCUUUUUGUUACUGUACAAUAUUUAUUUUUCAAUAACUUUGGAGCCUAUUCUAACUGUAGCCAUAGUUUUAAGUUUCUCUAAGUGUAAAUAUUUUUUGUUAAACUAGCUAAUAUUUUUUUACAACAACACAGUUUUAUUGUUAUCGUUAACUUUUUUAUACUACAUUUUUUAAAAUCUUUCUACAAUUUGGUUCCUUCUUAUAGUUUUGAUUCCGUUAGUACUUAUUUAUUGAAUGUUAAUACGAUAUGUGCGUACGAAUGCUUGCAAUUCUGUGUAUUACUGAAAAAUUUAAUGACACAAAAUUGAAAACACGAUUCCAUAUAGUUUACAGCAGUAGUUAGUAAAUUUUUAAAUUGCAGAGCUUAAUGCAAAAUUAAGUGCGAUGUCCGUUACAGUGUGAUACCAAGAUAGCAAUAGAAAGAUGUGUGAAGGAAAAUAAAAGAUGUUUCGUUAAUGUCUGCUUAUUUUAAUGGAAAGUUGACAACUGUGACUUAUUCUGACUCUGACUUUCAUACUACUUUUCAUAACUUAUAUCUUAAAACCAAACAUGACUAUUACUAUACGACUCUACUUGACAUCUCACUUAAUUCUAUUUGACUGGACUAACCCCAUCCGAAAUGUAGUUGAUAGAAAAAAAACAUACACUCUAACAAACUCACCAUCCCUUAAAAUAUAUAAAAGACAAAAUGUACCUAUAUUAUAUUUUUGACAUCAUUUUGUAAUGUUUCACAAGAUAUUUAACAUAGAUAACACCGAUAUUAAUAAGGCACUAAUAAUUCAAUCACCUAAAAUGAAAUUGAAACAAAUAAUCUUAAAAAUAAUGUUUUUAGAUUAGUAAGUACUUUAACACACACCAAACCACAAUUACACCUAACUAUUUUAAUAGCAAUUUUUCACACAUAGCUUAUGUACUUACGUUAACAUGACUAAUUGCAUAGUUUCAUUUAAUGGCUUGAAAAGGCAGAAUAUCUAUAUUAGGCGAAAACUACAUUUAGUUUUAAUUAUUUGGCUAAACAGUCAGCUAGCCGCAAGCUUAAUACAAAUAUUGCCUUCAUAAUAAUCGUGCAUUCUAGAUUCUGAAGCAGAUUUCGUAGGUAAGACUACUUCUGACUCUGGUCAAACUGUAUUUAAGCAACUAGGUAAUUACUCGAAGGCAGGUGGAAAGAAAAAAUAAAAAGGGGAUUUUCACAUUUGUGAUCAUAAGAGUUCAAGAGUUGUCUUCAGGUUAUAAGAGACCUUUGGUAAUGUAACCUUUAUAAGUUGGCUAAACCGUUCCGCUGUUUUGAGCACCUGAUUAUAUGGUUCAAGGCUUGAUUCCCGAUAAAUGCCUCCAGAGACUACUGAUAAUAUCUCACUUUUAGCUUAUAGCUUCGUUUUUCAAGCAAACUGAUCCUGCUUUGUCGCUAAACGGUGUAGUUAACACUUUUGUGUUAUAAAACGCAAGUCGCUAUAUUUUAAUAAAAAAAAAUAUGUCCAUGCCCCUUGAUUUCUAUUACAAUAGGUAUCGAUCUCAGUUGUAUAAUAAAUAGGUAAUAAAAUAACCUGUAACUAUGUAUAUACCCACACAUUCUUAUUUACUGAAGCCGAAUGAUUAUGUUCCUCAGCAUGCAAUGACUUCACUAACGGCAAUUGUUUAAAUGGAUUAAGGCAUGGAGCUAAGGCCUACACUGUACAUGAUUCUGGGUUGAAUGACAGUUACUCUACUGUUCUUUAAGAGGAUCAAUACACUCGUUGCGAUCCUCAAUGUCCCAUUGUAAAAACAUUCAACUUGUACAUAAUCUCCUUUCAGUCUGUAUAUAUUCCAUUAUGGCUGUCCUGCUUUCUUAAUAGAGUUAGGUCGGGUGAUUUCCUCGCACCUACAGCGAAUCAAGACGAUUCGUUAAGCGUGCUUUUCCAUUCUUUCAGAAAUCGUCGCCGAUGCGCCGCAUCCGAAGUCGAGCGCAAAGCUAACUUCUCUACAACUAAAACAACAGGACGUAGAAUAUUACCAGGAUAAUGCUCCUGAUAGAACAGCUCAUGAACCUCUUAUUUUCACACUUGAUUCCCAAUCAAAACGGCCAACUGUGAAUUCGGACAACCCUGUAGAGGUUCAAAUCAUAGAAAACCCCACCAAUACUGAGGAACAAUCGCAAACACAAAAACAUCAGGUUGCAAACGAGAAUUACUCUGAAGCACCACAACAGUCUUAUGACAGCAGAAAGGAAAAUUAUUCUUACCCAAAAGCAUUUCCGGAGGAAUAUGUAGAUUUUAAGAACUUCUUUCAAGAAAGUGAAAGGAGUUCUUGGGAACCCAAGGAGAAUAGUUGGUGAAGUCAAAGCUGCACCACCAAAGAAAGCUCAUGAAGCAGAAGAGGAAGAGGAGGAGGAAGGUGAUGAAGACGACGAAGAAGAACAGGACGAAGACUGCGAAGAAGAAAAAUAAAAAUCGAACGUUUAUUUGAAUUUUUAAUGCCAUUUUAUUUUUUUUAGGUAUAAUAAUAUACAAUCGUUAAGUUUUUUAUUAAAACAAUGUUUUUUGUUAUAGAUGAAGAUUGUUUUCUUUUCCAUUUCGUAAUUUUCCUGGACAGGAAAUACAAACGAACUUUUAAACGUGUAAUGUAAUGUCUUAUGUUAUCGUUUUUAAGUCACGCAUAAAAACAAGUUAUAAAUUCUUCUAAAUUAUUAAACCAUGAUAUUAGCAAAAAUACUCAAUUAUUAUCGUUAUUUGCUGGAAAAUCUAAAAAAGUUGAUAGCUACAACCAUGUUACUACUGACAAGGUACCUCUGUGUGCAACGCAAUUGAUUAACUUUCGGAAUGUAGAUCGGAACGUAACCAUUGACUUGACAUAAUAUAGUAAGGGACUUUUAGUUAUAGGUCCCGGAGACGAUCAAGUCUACGUGAUUGAAGCGAAUAUUGAUCGUUUACCGCUUUGACUUGACGCUACCGUUAUGCACACUACCGGCUUAAUGGGUAUUGACAUUACUUUUGAUUGACGGCGCUUGAUGCGAUUGCGCUUGAAACGACUUGAUGGGAAUUGACAAGUCUUUCUCAUUUGCGGCCGCAACAUUGAAGUUGGAGGAACUAAACGCAGCAAUAGCGAAAAGACAUUAUUACCUAGUGCGAUUUUUUUCUAUUAUUAAUAUAAUAAUAAUACAGGAACUCCUGCACUAUGGAAAUUUAAUAGUAAGGCAGCAGACAAAAAUUGCGAAAAGGGCGAUUACAUUAGCAGUCAUAGAUACCGCUAUAGACAUGGCAGAUCUGGCAUUAUCACCGUUGGAAAUCAUUUUAGCGUUCCGUGUCCAAAUGGCAAAAAUGAGACCCUAUUACUAAGAUUCCACUGUCCGUCUGUUUGUCUGACACCAGGUUGUAUCUCAUGAACUGAAUAAAUAUAUAAGGGGAGCUCCCAUAUAACAAGCGUAAUUUUUUGCCGUUUUUUGCUCUAUAUUGAUAACGGCAAUAGGUAAACGUUUGAAAUAUUCACAAAAUAUAAAGAUAUUCACUCUAAAUUUAAAAAAUAAACGUUUUAGUUGAGCUCCCAUAAGAUUUUUGCUCGAUAUUAUAAUAUAGUGCCUAAUUUUGUAUAGAUAAUACGAAACCCUUUGUGCGCGAAUCUGACUUGCACUGGAUUGGUAUUGAUUUGAGAGGACUUUCAUUCGUGUCACGAGCACGGUUGGUAGGCGACUGUAGCGUGCGCACUUAACAUCACCAUCAAUGGGCGUCAAGUCGCUUAUCAAUUGAAACCGUCAAUAACGUAAGACUUGACAAAUCCAAUUGAUCGUCUCCGGGACCUAUUAGACCAUGUUAUUUAACUCUUCAGUUCCCAUGUUAAAAUAGGUGAAAAAUAUCAUUGUUUUGAUAGAACAUAAAUAAAUUGUGUUUAGAUACGCCAAAAAAUAAUUAAAAGAUAUAUAUUGGACAGGACACCACAAGCUGAAUUGCGGCUCGGAGAUGUACCAUAUUUUUGCAGGUAUAUAUGUAGGUAGCCACAUACACAUGGAAAAUCGCAGUAGGUGCAAUUGUGUUCAGACUGUCUUUUUAUAAGCCAUGCAUUUUGGCAAGCUGCAUCCAAAUCCGAUCCACUUUUCUGACAGGGUCUAAUCAUAUCAGCUAUAAAAUCAACAUUGUCAACUCAAAACCAUUCAACUGGACUCCUCUCCUUCUGGGAUUUACUAAAAAUUUCUUGGUCAGUCUCCUUUCCCGCAAGAAGUAAAAGAAAUAUUGCUGACUUUGGCAUAUUGGCAUACCAAUUGUUUUGUCUUUGGUGCAGUGACGUCAAUAUCUUCGCCUUCUUCCAGGUCAUAAGAACGAUUUUCUCCACUAUACAGACCUAUUUUGUAGUUCCACAUGAGACCGAAGCAUACGAUUGGGAAGAUGUAGGGAUAUUAGCUUCAUUUUCAUCUCUACUGUCUACGUCAGUCACUGCACCAUCUUCAGGAGGCAAUAAAAUAAUAUCACCUGGGUCAUCCUCGACCUCCGACAACAUUUAUAUAGCGAUAAGCCGAUAAUAUGUAGCCAAUAGUCUUGUGAUUACUUUGUAUGAAUUCAAACAAUGUAUGAUGAAGCCUCUCUGAGUUUGUUUCGCCAGUUCUUCUCAGAAAGGUCUCCCAAUUUUGGAACUGUCUAGGCAUAUUUAUUUCACUUUUUAUCUCAAGAAAUCAUACAGACUAGGACAGGUCUAAAUUUCGCACAAAAAAAUGAAUGACUUUGAGAGAUGACGUUCGGUUAGUGUUGC